Saprolegnia parasitica CBS 223.65 is the source of this 2562-nucleotide messenger RNA. RefSeq lists its product as hypothetical. Gene Ontology annotation, biological process: microtubule-based movement; mitotic spindle organization. Gene Ontology annotation, molecular function: ATP binding; microtubule motor activity; microtubule binding. The coding region runs from base 1 to 2562 and encodes 853 amino acids. NCBI's taxonomy places the organism in Eukaryota, Oomycota, Saprolegniomycetes, Saprolegniales, Saprolegniaceae. The record is from RefSeq and is a predicted model, not a curated record. The transcript has 25 exons.
AUGGACCACACGGUCGUGACCGACUAUACGCGCGUGAGCGAAUGCGAGAACGUCAAGGUCUAUGUCCGUGCCCGACCGUGCGCAGACGGGUCCGAGCCGUUUGACGGCAUGUUUGAGCGCCGAAAAGAGACCCCCAAAAAUAUUACGAUCAAGGACGUGGACAAGUCCCAGUACGGCGAGCACGCGUUUAGCUUUGACAACAUUUUUUGGACGCAAACGAACCAAGAAGAAGUGUUCGAGUCGACAAGCAAACCUCUUGUCGAGUUUGCUCUCAAGGGCAUCAACAGCUGCUGCUUUGCGUAUGGCCAAACAGGCUCGGGCAAGACGUUUAGCAUCUUUGGCGAGACGGGCGAAAAAGAUGGCAUUAUUCCGCGCUGCACCGACCAUUUGUUUGAAAUGAUUGAGCGCAACCAGCAGUCCGACCGCACCAACAAGCCCGAAAUCACGCUGGUUGUAAGCUUUCUCGAAAUCUACUGCGAUCGGCUGCGCGACUUGGGCCGCGAGUAUGCUCAGAAAACGGGUCGUGUCGUGUCGUACCAGCAGAGCAGCAGCGCCGAUUGGUACUUACGCCAGAAGGCGAUGAAGCGCACCGACAGCAGUGCGAGCGUCUUCUCCAACCACUCGUGCAAAGAUGAUAUGCGCAUCGACUAUGAGAAGGAAAACCUCGAAAUCCACGAAGACGCUCAAGGCCAAGUGUUUGUCAAAGAUCUCUCGAUGAUCGAAGUCACACGCCGCGAAGAAGUGAAUGUGAUGGUGCAAAUGGGCCUUAAGCUGCGCUCAACGCACGAAACCAAGAUGAACGCCGUCUCGUCGCGAUCGCACACAGUCUUUUCGAUCCACGUCUUCCAACACGAUUUGGCCACGAAUGAAGUCAUUUCGGGCACGCUCAACAUGGUCGACUUGGCCGGAUCGGAACGCCUCAAGAAAAGCGAGUCGGACGGACAGCGGCUCAAGGAGGCGUUGCACAUCAACUCGUCGCUCAGUGCGGUCGGCAAAGUCGUCAUGUCGCUCGACCCAGAGAGCCGCUUCAACUACAUUCCGUACCGCGACUCGAAGCUCACGCGUCUCCUCCAAAACAGCAUCGGUGGCAACUCGUUUACGAUUCUUAUUGCGACCAUCCACCCAAUGAAAGAGCACUACGAGGAGUGCUUGAGCACCAUGCAAUUCGCCAACCGGUGUCGGACCGUCCAAAACCAACCCCGCGUCAACUACAUCAACCAAAACGUUGUCGAUAAGGACAGGCGAAUACGCAAGCUUCAGGACGAAAUUGCGCUUCUCAAGCGGAAGCUCGAGUGCCUCCGCGCCGAGCAAAACAACCGCAUGGGCACGAUUCUGCGCGAGCUUGGCUACGACGUUAGUGGCUUUACCGAAGAAGGCAACGACGGCACGGUGGUGGUUGCGACAGAAGAGACGAUCCUCGACAUGCAUGGCAACCCCAUUACGCUCUCCAAGACCGAGGACGCGCAGGGGCACUCGCCGUCCAAGAGGAAAAAUCACUCUCGGACCACGGUCGCCACCAAGAGCUUCGGCGCACCAUCGGUAUCGACGCGAUUUUUGCGAAAAGAACGCGACUACAUGCGUCAAAAGGCCGAGGAUGUCAAGAAUGCCGUCCUCCUCGCACAGGCCGAGCUAAAGAAGGAGAAAGACGAUAUGCUGCGGCAGCUACAACAGCAGAAGCGCGAAGUGCUCCGUCUCGAGAGCGAGCUCGUGCUCAAAGACGAAGCGCUCGUCCGGAUCCAGGCCCAAGGCGCGUCCAAGCACAAAGAGGACAUUCAGCACAUCCUUGAGCACAGCCAAGCGCUACAGCGAACGUCGCAGCGGCCGAGCGAAAAACAAGAGCUCCUUGACUUGACCAAGCAGUGGACGCACCACUCAGCGACGGACCGAGAAACCAUCGAAACGCUCAAGGACGAAAUGGCCCAACUUUACGUCUACACGACGCGUCUCUUCCAAGCAAGCCAGCUCCACUUGCAGCGCAAGGGCCACGAUGUGGCGUGGCCCAAGCCUCUGCUGACAAAUACGACCAAGUUACGCCACUUCCGAGCGCUACUCGGGUCGGAUCCGCUCGUCCAAGCUCGUGUGCAGCACGCCAAGGAGCACAAAGUGAUGUCGGCACGUGCCGCAGCCACGGCACGUCCCGUCUCGGCGCCCGCGCGCCGGCCCAUGAGUGCGGGGUAUGCGUCGACAUUUCGGGGCCGCAUUUUGCAACCACCUCCUAUUGCAACAACCACAACAGAGGGCGACGGUAUCCUCAAUGAGGACGACGACAGUGACUCGGAGCUCAAUAUGCUCCCGAUUGAGACGCUACGCCAGCUGCUGCGAGACGAGCGGGCCAAGCAACAAAAGUCGCGGCAGCCCGAAGUCGACGACGACGUCGUCGAACAGUUGCGCACGAAACUGCAGCACGAGGUGACGACGACGCGUGCUCAAAAGAACCGCGAACUGCGCGCGGCCAAUGCAGCGCUGCAGCGACAACAAACCAAAACCACCCAAGAAAAAGUGGUCAUUGCCAAGCCACGCCCACAGUCGGCGACAAAACGACCCAUGGGACGGGAGGAAUAA